AUGAUGAUGCUUUGUCUUCUUAGCAGAACACUGCAACUAGCAAGACAUUCAUGCAGUCCACUGUGGAGACAACUCUCUUCAGCCAGUGCAAAUAAGCCAGUGUUGACUUUAUUCACCAAGAAACCUUGCCCUCUAUGUGAUGAAGCAAAAGAACUGCUUGAGCCAUAUAAGAGAAGGUUUAUUUUGCAGGAAGUGGAUAUUACCCUUCCAGAGAACACUGCAUGGUAUGAUAAAUACAAAUAUGACAUACCUGUUUUUCACUUAAAUGGGAAGUUCCUAAUGAAGCAUCAAGUAGACAUUCAAAAAUUUGAGGACCAGCUUAGGAAGCUGGAGUUGCAAAAUAAUACAAACGAGUGAAGAAAAUGCAGCUGCUCUGCUGUGGAUCUCAAAGGACUGUACAACAUAAAUUGUGUGAAAAAGCAGUAUUCAUUAUCUGGCCU
This is a messenger RNA of Eurypyga helias (sunbittern), 440 nucleotides long. RefSeq names its product chromosome unknown open reading frame, human C5orf63. The coding region runs from base 1 to 357 and encodes 118 amino acids. The transcript has 3 exons. The record is from RefSeq and is a predicted model, not a curated record. Lineage: Eukaryota; Metazoa; Chordata; Aves; Eurypygiformes; Eurypygidae.